UUUGAAAGGUGCGUAUACUGCUUUGUUGCCAAGGGAAGUUGUUGAAAGAUCAAACUUUGCGAAGUUCAUGUUUUGAGCAGAAAAAUUGACCCAGAUCCUUCGUGUCUUCUUGUCAUGCUUCGCAAGUUGGUUAAUUUACAUAGCGUUCGAUCGGUACGGCUAGUCUCAUACUUGUCGGCGAGGCAUUUUGGCAGGAAUUCGCUGUUUACCUUGAGUAAGAGGUUAGAGGCUCCUGCAGAAGCCUCCAACACCUCAACAUAUCUUUCUAACCGGACUUUCGCGCAGUCGCCCUGUUUUCCCAACAAGGCUGUCUUUGAAGAAGUAUGUAGUGAAACAUUAGAUUCCCUCACAGACCACUUUGAAGAACUAAUUGAAAGUACAGAUGUGCUUUCAGGAGCUGAUGUUAACUACAGUGAUGGGGUGCUGACCGUACAAUUUGGUGAUCCGCAUGGAACCUAUGUAAUCAACCGCCAGUCUCCAAAUGAGCAAAUCUGGCUCUCGUCCCCUACAAGUGGACCUAAACGAUAUGACUAUAUAGAGGGUUCAUGGAUCUAUCGACAUGAUGGCGUUAGUCUUCAUGAACUUUUGAGUAAAGAAAUUUCUAUUAUUGUCAAGAAAGAUAUAGACUUUAAACAAUGCAGUCAUAGUGGCAAAAAGUAGGGCAAAAUAAUGACCUUUUUUUUCUAAGAAUUAUUUGUUUGUGUUUUUGUAAAUAUCAUCAUUAUGGUUCUACAUGUUUUCUUGUAGUGAUUGUACCAAGUUUUAUAAUUCAAUAUUUUUAUGCUAGUUUUUCCAGGAAACGGACUCACCAGUCAUUGUAAUAGUUGUUAGUGGUGAGUCAUAUGAACCACACUAUGUACUUAGUUGUGUCAACAAUUAUGUUUUUAAUUUUCACAUGUUGUACCCAGCUUUUAAUUGUGUAAAUGUGAUAGUAACAAUGGAGUAGAAAAUGUCAAAAUUGAUAUUUUAGCAUCAAAUACACUUGCACAUGAGCACA
Thrips palmi is the source of this 997-nucleotide messenger RNA. It is a transcript of the gene fh, whose product is annotated as frataxin homolog, mitochondrial. The record is from RefSeq and is a predicted model, not a curated record. Gene Ontology annotation, cellular component: mitochondrion. NCBI's taxonomy places the organism in Eukaryota, Metazoa, Arthropoda, Insecta, Thysanoptera, Thripidae. The transcript has 3 exons. Bases 115 to 660 code for a protein of 181 amino acids. Gene Ontology annotation, molecular function: iron chaperone activity; ferrous iron binding; ferric iron binding. Gene Ontology annotation, biological process: intracellular iron ion homeostasis; iron incorporation into metallo-sulfur cluster.